Trematomus bernacchii (emerald rockcod) is the source of this 3789-nucleotide messenger RNA. It is a transcript of the gene reps1, whose product is annotated as RALBP1 associated Eps domain containing 1. Gene Ontology annotation, biological process: endocytosis; endosomal transport. Gene Ontology annotation, molecular function: protein binding; calcium ion binding. Gene Ontology annotation, cellular component: plasma membrane; cytoplasm. Lineage: Eukaryota; Metazoa; Chordata; Actinopteri; Perciformes; Nototheniidae. The transcript has 19 exons. The coding region runs from base 591 to 3050 and encodes 819 amino acids. The record is from RefSeq and is a predicted model, not a curated record.
UUACACUGGUGGCAGGAAUGGCGGCUAAGAUUACUAGAGGAAGGAGCCCAAAGAAUCCAUGAAACUUUACUUCUAACGGCCCCGCUGAGGAAUUUGUUUCCAGCGAAACGCAGAAACACCAUCCCAUGACGGACUAAAGGGAGAAAGAAGCGCUAUAACGUGAGAUACACGCGGUUAGUUGUCCAGCUUUGAGAAGGUGGACGCACUUUGCUAGUUAGCUUAACGUUAACUGCCACUGACUUUGAUUCAAGGUAGCGGUUAGCUCGCAGUGCUUCUAGCCAGCUGUUGGCUACUUUUCUUUGCUGGCCCAACAAGUUAACUAAGUCAAUAACUGUAUGGAAACAUUCCUAAUUUUAGUAUUUGAGUGGUGAGUAGCUGUCAUUGUGAACAGAUAGUAUUGGGGACUUUUACAGAGAGUGGGCUCAGACGACAACAGCGCGUUGAGAACAUUAUUCCUGCUAACCUAGCUAGUGCUGUAAGGCUAGCUAAGUUUGAAGUCUCGCCCAUUUUUUUUUGGUCCUGCCCCAGCCAUUGGCUAAGGGCUAAUCAACAGCCAAGUAGCCCGGUUUUCAGGGUCGAUUGGUACUACGAUGGAAAGCUUAACGCUGACUGAUUACGAGCAGAAAUAUUACUCGGAUUUGUUCGUUUACUGCGACACGGACAAUACCAAAAAAGUGGCUUCCAAUGGGAGAGUUCUUGACCUUUUCCGGGCGGCCCAGCUACCCAGCGAAGUUGUCCUGCAGAUCACAGAGCUUUGUGGAGCCACUCGGCUGGGUCACUUCGGGCGGAGCCAGUUCUACAUCGCUCUGAAGCUCAUCGCCAUCGCCCAGUCCGGUCUGCCCCUGAGGGUCGAGAGCCUCAACUCGGUCAAAGACCUGCCGCUGCCCCGGUUCGUGGUGGGGAAGAACGAGGCGGAGGCGAGGCACGCAGCGCUGUACACAGACACGGACGGUCUGUACCCGGCCUCCGCUGCUGCCGUGAUGCCCAGACCGCCUGGCUGGGUUAUCCAAAACAAGAAAGGUCCCCCAGCAUCCACUUCACUUCCUGUCCAUGAGGUCGUCCAGCCCCUGGCGCCAAGCAUAGAACCACAGCCUGAGCCAACGUCCCCGGUGGUUUCCCCUCACCAGUCUCCCCCCACCUCCCCUCAAUCGUGGAGGAAACACAAGCGUCAGGCCAGCGGAGGGAACGCAGACAGACAGCCGGUCGUUGCUCCAGCUGGAGCCGUGUGGACGCACUUCAGAGAAGCACAAGCAGCCGGUGCGGUGCCCGCUGAAGGGAUGUGGCCGUCUCACUCGCCCCCCCCUCCGGGUCAGGAGAGUUGGGUCAGUUUCACAGCGGACACGCCGCCAUCCAGCGCCAUCCCAGGAAUGCAUCCCUCAUCAGCCCAGGAAAGCACAACGAUACGAACGGUGGCCUCAGGAGCAACAGCCAAUGAGAUGCAGCGACAGACGAGCGGCUACGAUGAUCCGUGGAAGAUCACGGACGAGCAGAGACAGUAUUAUAUAAACCAGUUUAAAACCAUCCAGCCAGAUCUAAACGGCUUUAUACCUGGUUCGUCUGCAAAAGAGUUCUUUACCAAAUCAAAACUACCGAUUUUAGAGUUGUCACAUAUUUGGGAGCUGUCAGACUUCGAUAAAGACGGGGCGCUGACCCUGGAUGAAUUCUGCGCCGCCUUUCACCUGGUCGUGGCCAGGAAAAAUGGAUAUGACCUCCCUGAGAUGCUGCCUGAGAGCCUGAUGCCAAAGCUGAUUGACCUGGAUGACUCAGCAGAGGUCCCGGACCAGGCCGCGGACGUCGGGUACUCGGGCUCCCCGGGCUCCCCGGUGGAGGUCACCCCCAACAAGUCUCCCUCCAUGCCUUCACUCAACCAGGCCUGGCCCGAGAUGAACCAGAACAGCGAGCAGUGGGAGACGUUUAGCGAGCGCUCCUCCAGCUCACAAACUCUGACCCAAUUUGACUCUAACAUUGCACCAGCUGACCCUGACACGGCCAUCGUCCACCCGGUCCCCAUCCGGAUGACACCCAGUAAGAUCCACAUGCAGGAGAUGGAGCUGAAGAGGACCGGCAGCGACCACAACCACCCGACCAGUCCGCUGCUGUCUCAACCUCCAGAGCUGUCCGAGGAAGCCAAUCUAUCGACAUCCAUGUUUGUAGCCGCCAACGCUGUCGGUGAUGGCUACAGCAGUUCAGACUCCUACACCUCAGACCAGGAGCCAAUCACAAGACAAAGGUCUCUGUCGGGGACGUCUCCAGAAACUCUGAAGGUGGUAGCCCCCCCUCCGCCGCCCCCCCGCCCGCACCCCUCUCACUCUCGCUCCUCGUCUCUCGACAUGAACCGCACCUUCGCCGCUGUAACCGCUGCAGGACAACCGCCAUCUUUAGCCAUAACUUACCCACCCGCUGUGCCUCCGAGACCCCUCCCCACACAGUCGUCAGCACCACACACCGGGCAUCGUUCGGAGGCUGAGGUUGUUCCAGGCGGUCCUGCGGCGCUCACCACCUCCACAUCCCCCCAUCAGAUUCCCCAUCAGCCCAAUUUCGCCGACUUCAGUCAGUUUCAGGCCUUCGCUGCGACUGACCAGCCUUCCAGCCUGCCGGAGGACGAUGUCCACAGUGAGCCAGGACAGGUGGAGAAGCCUUCAGAGGGCGCCGGCCCUUUAAGAACCGUGAAGAGUGACGGCCAAGUAGAUGAGAGAGUCCCAGCCACUGUCAGCUCCGCCAAAUGUUCUGGGUCUGGUCCGUUAGGCCCGCCUCCCAAACCUGUGCGCCGGAGGUUGAAAUCUGAAGACGAGCUGCGACCGGAGGACGAGGCACCCGGUCCGCAGAAAUCAAAUGUCAUCGCUGCCGUCCUGGCCACUCAGCCCUCCAUCCCCAGGUCAGUUGGAAAAGACAAAAAGGCGAUUCAAGCUUCUAUCAGAAGAAACAAGGAGACGAACACAGUGUUGGCACGACUUAACAGUGAACUGCAGCAACAGCUGAAGGACCUGCUUGAAGAGAGGAUAUCCCUGGAAGUGCAGCUGGAGCAGCUCAGACCGUUCUCUCAUCUUUAACCAACGUGAGGAGGAAAACUCUGCUGUAGUUCAUCUGAAGCGAGGCUGUGACCCUCGGUGUGAAUCCCCCCCCCUCUCCACCUCCUCUUCCUCCUCCCACCAUCUCAGCUUGGAGGCUCCGGCCGGCUGCAGGGUGCUCCGUUAAAACUCCUACGCUCCAUCACACACAUUAAUCAUAAACCAGAAGCAACUGAGAGCACAGAUCCACCAACAGGAGGAGGCGGAGGAGGAGGAGGAGGAGGAGGUGACAGGAGCGUCGUGGGGGGGGGUGGGAUUUACACAAACUGGCACUUUUCAAUUUUUCUCAAAAGAAAGUGAGGACGACUGAGAAACGGUUAGGAGUGGCGGACAAAACUGCGAAUGCCGUCUGAAGACAAAACUGCUGGUGUCUGAUCACUUUGUGAAUGACUGAAGAAGAAAGGUGUGUGUGUGUCUGUGUAGCUGUGUUCCUGUUUAGUGAUUACUUGAAGCUAGCACCAAUGUGUUUAUUCUGUCUUGGGGUACGGACUCUACCACACCAAACUCCUUUUAAAAUCAGGCACAUUUUAAAGAGCAGUGUAGUAUUUUUGAGUAGUCAAAGUAAUACUUCUUCACUAUUUCUUUUGUUAGAGAAGAUCCAUAUCAUUUAAAUGGAGUCUGUGAUUAGCUUAGCAAAGGCUAGCUUUGAGGCUUCCAGAACAUCUACACCAGGAGUUUGGUGUCGUCUGUCUCCAUUAAAACAUACUGUGCUUCUUCUGAA